AAGCCAGCAAGUUUGGAGAGCGUGUAGAGUUUAAUCAAUUCAUAACGUCGAGAUGGAGCCGAACUCACUGAAGUGGGUGGGCUCGUCUUGCGGUUUACAUGGACCAUAUAUAUUCUAUAAAGCCUUUAAAUUUAGCCGGGAUGGCAAAGCCAGAAUCCUCGCUCUUGGGGACUUUUUCUUCGUCAGAUGCAAACCCGAGGAUCCUAUAUGCAUAGCGGAGCUGCAGCUUCUAUGGGAGGAAAGAACAAGCAAGCAACUUUUAUCCAGCUCCAAACUUUAUUUCCUACCCGAGGAUACUCCCCAGGGACGAUCCGUCGCUCAUGGAGAGCACGAGGUGAUCGCUGUGUCUGAGAAGGUAAUUGUGCGGCUUCAGGACCUGGUGAAGUGGACGGUACCGGAUUUCUCGGGAUGGGCCAACGGUCUGAAGGUGGAGCCUCUGAAGCCCUCAGUGCUUCGCGAGCUGGGGACCAACGGAAGACGCGAGGCCCUCCACCGCUACAGGGAGAGCACCCUGACCAGCGGCCUCAACUUCAAAGACGUCCAGAGGGAGCGAGCAAAUCUAGGCCAAGAAGAGGAUGGACGGAAGGUUUUAGUCCUCAGUUACCCCCAGUACUGUCGCUACCGAUCCGUAUUGGCUCGGCUCAGAGAGCAGCCGUCCUCGCUGCUCAUAGACCACACGGUGCUGGCUCUGGGCGGCAUCGCUGCGCUGGGCGGAAGCACAAGGAUCCUGUACUGCCGUGACACCUUUGAGCAUCCGACCCUUCUUCAAAACGAGAGCAUCUGUGACGAGUUUGCUCCCAACCUGAAGGGGCGACCUCGAAAGAAGAAGCUGUCCAUCUCUCAGAGGAGGGACUCCCAGGGUCAGGCUCCGGGUCAAGGCUCGUCAGGGUCGACCCAGGGUUCGGCAGCUGUGGCAGCUCCAGAUCCGUCAAGCCCAGAGAGUAAAAAUGCAACAAAGGUCAAGCCCAGCUGUAAAACGGUACCCAACGGAAAGCUAACCACACCGGGCAAACAAAAGCUUGCAGGCCUCAGUAAGAAGUCGUCACCCGAUGAGAAGGAGCGAGGAAAGGAGAAGGAAAAGGAGGAGGGGAGCGAGAAAAAGGAUGAGAAGAAAGAUGAGGAAACUUCAGAGGAGAGCCGUGCAGAGGAGCAGGCUUUUUUGGUAGAGCUCUACAAGUACAUGAAAGAGCGAGACACGCCCAUAGAGAGGAUCCCCUUCCUCGGCUUCAAACAGAUCAACCUUUGGACUAUGUUUCAAGCUGCACAGAAACUCGGAGGAUAUGAGUUAAUCACAGUCCGAAGACAGUGGAAGCACGUUUAUGAUGAAUUGGGCGGAAACCCGAGCAGCACAAGUGCCGCCACGUGUACGCGGAGACACUACGAAAGGCUCCUCCUUCCAUACGAGAGGCACCUUAAAGGUGAACAGGACAAGCCCCUCCCACUGACCAAACCCAGGAAGCAGGAGAGCAGCCAAGAGAAGGCGUCUGGAGCCGGAGCCAAAGUGAAAGUAGUAGGGCCCAAGAAACUGAAGGGCCCCAGUCAUCCUAAGCUAAGCAGUAAAAAGGAGAGAGGAGAGGUGAAACAAGAACAAACACAGGAGUCAAAGGUGAAAGAAGACAACUAUGAGAUUUCAUCAGCCAUAAAAAAUGACCCGUCUCUUCAAGAUGAGCCGAUUGUAAUAGAGGAGGAAGAGUUACAUGUCACCCUGAAGGAGGAGGAGUCGUUGGGAGUGGAGCAGCCAUCCUCGCUCUGCCCCAAAGAAUCUGACUGCAGACCCCCACACGUUGGUUUCCCCCUUCACACAGGACCUUCUUCACAACCCGAGUGGAGGCAAAUCAGCGAGGUGCUCCAAGCGAAGCUUGCAGGCGAACAGCAAACCGAAGGGCAUUUCAUUCCAAAAAAUUCAUACCUGUUUCACCGCUGGGAUCAGAAUAAAGCUGCUGGACAUGUCGCUCUGCCUGAGCACUUCUCCAAGGUCAAAGACUGCAUUGAGAACCACGGUGGGAGAGUGGGGAAGGUGCUGCCCAUGUGUAAGCAGGUGGAUGGACAGUGUAUUGACUUGAGUAAGCAGGUGGAUGGACAUUGUAUUGACUUGAGUACAGAUUCUAAUGCGGACAAGGACGACUAUGUGGCGAUUAAGAAGGAGUCAACCCAGGGCACAGGACAGACAGCUGCCUACUGCAAAGCCAACCAGGGGGUCAUGUCCCCUUUGGCCAAAAAGAAGCUCCUCUCCCAGGUGUGUGAGUCCAACCCUUACUCCUUUUCUUCUCUUCAGUCUCCACCUCCCACAGCUAUGUCCUCGCUUCCUCGAGGUGAUCGAGAGAAGGAGCAAAGAAAGACUGACGAAGAGGUGGUGGGACAAAGGUACAAGAGCACGUCAGACAGUAUCCCUGAAGUCUCACCCAUAUUCCGGCCAUCAGUGAUCCAGCACGCACAGAGCAGCAAAGCUCACCAACAGACCCCCGGGGGGCAGCCAGAGAGAAAAUCUGCUGCUGAGAUGUCAGAUUCCUACAGCCGGACGAGCCAUCAGGCUCAACCUCAUGCAAGCGUGCCAUGGCAACCUUACCUGCCCCGAGCCCAAACCCAGGACAGUACAGAGACCACUGGGGACAAAAUCCUCCAAGGUCCAGUCGCUCAGUCCAGGAGCUAUACAGUGGACUGCUAUUCAUCACCUCAUCUUCACAGCUUGUACAGACAAACUGAGAGCUGCCUGAGCCAAGACAGGAUGGCUAGCUUUGCUGGUGGAGAACGGAGAGAGCACUACAGCAGGGAGUGCGAGGGCGGCCAAAGCUUUGUUUGUGUUGGUCUGGAGCAAGAAGGCUUGGCAUACAGAUCUCACUACAAUGACAGGACUCAGACACAGGGGGAGAAUGGAGAGUCUGAAGACGAACCCAGAGACUUUUCUAUUUCUAAACCUUUAUCUCAUAGGGCUUCGUCCUUUUCCAAGCCACCUUUCUGUAGUCUCUCCUAUCCCAUCAUGCACCACGGUUUGGAAUCCCAUCCUAAGGCGUGUCGAGUCUCGCCAAUGACAAUCUCUAGCCCCAAACAAAGCUCACAAGAUUCUUCUCAGACAUUUCCCAGCCCCAAAACGUCAGGUGACCUGCCCCUCAACAGUCCUAUUCGACCUAGUAAGCGGAGUCUGGCAGAAGCAGAGAGCGAAGACGCCCCAGAAAGGAAAGUACGAGUGGUGACGCCGAUUCAUCCCGCAAGCACGGUCCGACGGAGUGACCCCGAGGAGCUGAAACCAGCUGAGCCAGCCCACGCCAUUCACCUCAACAAUCAUCUCCCUGAGGGUCACUCUGCGACCACUUUCCCACCACCCCACACCGCGCCACUCUAUGCUGGGAUUUACCCACAUGGCACUCUGGUUUCACCAGGCGCUCAGGACAGGCUUCAGCAGCACCCAGGCCUGCAAUACCUGAAAAGCCAGUCAGCUGUUUCCCCCCUUAUGCCCCCCUUCACCAUCCACUCCAUGAUGCUCCACAGGCAGCUGUUAGCCUCCAGCCCCAGCCCCCACCACCUCUACAGGUACCCAGGUGGGGCAGCACUGUACGGAGAGCUGUUGCACCACCUCUACCCUCUCUCGACCCUCCCACCGCCUCAGCUGUCGUCGGUACACCCCAGCACCAGACUUUGAGGGAGAUAACACCCUUCUUUUUCUCCACUCUCUUUGUUUAAACUGUCGAUUUAUUUCUGUUCACAUUGUGGCUCAAUUGAUGCAAAAGCACGGAUCAAAACUUUUGCUGACGACAAACUGAUAAAUCCAUCAUUCAGACUGCAAAUUCCAUUUUUUUUUUUUUUUUUACCUGUGUAUGCCUUUGUUUAUAUUCUUUGCACUGUUCUUUUUUUUAUCACCACUUACUGUAUCUUUUUGUUGCUUUUGUAACCCUAUUUGCACAAUGCUCGUGUGUGCAUAUGCUCACAGAUCAGUUAGUCGCUCUCAGUGACCGCUAGUCAGGUUUGUUGCUCUGGAAGGUCAGAAGUUGAGGGAAGCAGAGAAAAGCCAUUUGUUUACUGCGUCUGAGGGCUAAACUUUGUUGCUUAAAAACACUACAAGAAAGAUGGCAAUGAAAUGCAAAACUCUUUUAAAAACCUUAGUGUAUGAGUUCACAACUGCAACAGGCAUGGGUUGGUGUAUGAUUCUUGAAGAAUGAGUGGCGUAUGUAACAAUACCAUCGCAUUUAUGCUAAAAUAAAGCAAAAAUGUACACUAUAAGUUG
Molecule: messenger RNA, 4219 nt
Organism: Cyprinodon tularosa
Lineage: Eukaryota; Metazoa; Chordata; Actinopteri; Cyprinodontiformes; Cyprinodontidae
Gene: arid5b
Product: AT-rich interaction domain 5B
Exons: 10
Coding region: 53-3637 (1194 amino acids)
Biological process (GO): regulation of transcription by RNA polymerase II
Cellular component (GO): nucleus
Molecular function (GO): transcription cis-regulatory region binding
Source: RefSeq, a predicted model, not a curated record